Messenger RNA from Gongylonema pulchrum, 591 nucleotides. NCBI's taxonomy places the organism in Eukaryota, Metazoa, Nematoda, Chromadorea, Rhabditida, Gongylonematidae. The record is from the annotation of a GenBank genome assembly.
AUUGAUCAUCAAUACUACAUGAUGGAAAUCAAGGCGAACAGAUCUGACCUGAUGAAGGAUUAUUACAUUGAUGUGCCGGCGAUGCUGCAGAAGCCAGGAACUGUUGGCAAUAAAAGUCAUCCUUCAUUGUCAAAUAGUUACAGGAGAGCCGUGGCGGCAAAAAUCCAGUUCGAUUUCCCUUUUUAUGGUCAUCGAAUGCGAAAUCUUACAAUCGCUACCGGUGCAGAUGCGCUUUUCCCUACAAAGAGUGUCUCUUUUUUGCUUCAUUCUCGAAAUGCUACAGUAGCAGCUGCAGGUUUUGCAUAUAUCGGCGAUCAGUCACACAGCUGGCUGGCGGCAACCCAAUAUAUCGCACCACUGAUGGCCAAUUUUGACACACACGGUGAGAAUGCUACAAUAAUGUAUGCUGAUGACGGUGAAAAGUUCGUCAUUGAAUGGAGUAAUUUACAGCUUCGGGAACAGCGUUCAGAUACCAAUGUCUGUAACAAAUAUCAGCGAUUCACAUCAUCCAGUGAAAAUAGGAAUGAGCGAUGCUUACCUAUUCCAUCACAGUGUGCAAAACCCUUUGGCUCCAAUUUCGCAACCUCGUAA